GUAUCUAGAGGGACUGAAACUUGUGGAUUGAGUUGAAACUUCUAGAAGCAGCCAUGGAAGAUGAUUCCACCAUUGUUCUCUACAGCUCGCCGGAGCAUAUCAACACCAUGUUCAUUCUCGCCAAGUUCAUCACCAAACAUCAGCCUACAGUCAAAGUCACCGUUCUCUGUUCUGCUCCAGCUCCGGCGGAGGUGGAGGAUAUGGCGUCCGUCACUUACCACCGCAUCCCCGCCGCUGUUCCUUCGGUACCGAUCGACGAUCCGGUGGAGCUCCUCUUCGAAAUUCCUCGCCUCAACAAAGCAGACGUUCGCGAUGCGCUCCAGGAGAUCUCUCGGAAACUCAAAAUCGUAGCGUUUGUCAUCGAUUUCUUCUGCUACUCGGCGUUCGAGGUAUCUACGAGCUUGAAUGUUCCGACUUAUUUCUAUGUUAGCAACGGUGGAUUUGGCGCUUCUUCGCUUCUGUUCUUUCCGGUGAUUGAUGAAAUUGUUGCUGGAAACAUCGCGGAUUUGGAUGAGUUUCUCGAAUUUCCUGGAGGACCGCCGAUGCACACCUCGGAAUUACCCAAGCUGAUGGCGUUCCGUCAGAGUAACAACUAUCAACACUUUCUGAGAACCGCCAUGGAAGCUAGGAAAUCGAAAGGAAUCAUCGUGAAUUCGUUCGAUGCUCUCGAGUAUCGCGCUAAGGAAGCAUUAUCAAACGGUUUAUGCGUUCCGAACGGCGUAACUCCUCCAGCUUACUACAUCGGACCUCUGAUCGGCGAAACCGCCGGUAAAAGUAACGGCGGCGUUCACGAAUGCGUGAAAUGGCUCGAUUCGCAGCCGAAUCGAAGCGUUAUAUUCCUUUGCUUCGGUAGAAGAGGUUUGUUUUCGGCUAAACAGGUGAAGGAGAUCGCCGUCGGAUUAGAAAACAGCGGUCACCACUUCCUCUGGUCGGUUCGGCGUCCGCCGGAGAUGCAGAGCUCGUCGCCUGCGGGGGAAUUUGAGUUGGAUGAAAUCCUGCCCGACGGUUUUCUAGAAAGGACGAAAAAGCGUGGGUUAGUUAUAAAAUCGUGGGCCCCACAGAAGGAGGUACUGAGUCACAACUCGGUCGGCGCGUUCGUGACUCACUGCGGCCGGAGCUCCAUACUUGAGGCGGUGUCGUUUGGGGUUCCGAUGAUCGGCUGGCCGAUAUACGCCGAGCAGCAUAUGAACUGCGCAUCUCUGGUGGAGGAUUUGAAUCUGGCGGUGAAGAUGGUUCCGGCGGACGGCGUCGUGACGGCGGAGGAAUUGGAGAAUCGAAUUAGAGAGCUGAUGGAGACGGCGACGGGGAAGUCAAUCAGGCACCGUGUUUCCGAGAUGAAGGUGUCCGCCGCCGCUGCGGCGCGGCGGAACGGAACGUCGGUGGCGGCGCUGGAGAAAUUUAUCCGAUCAUUGCGUGAAGGUUAAAAAAAGAG
Messenger RNA from Andrographis paniculata, 1432 nucleotides. Its product is annotated as baicalein 7-O-glucuronosyltransferase-like. The record is from RefSeq and is a predicted model, not a curated record. The transcript has a single exon. Lineage: Eukaryota; Viridiplantae; Streptophyta; Magnoliopsida; Lamiales; Acanthaceae. The coding region runs from base 54 to 1424 and encodes 456 amino acids. Gene Ontology annotation, molecular function: UDP-glycosyltransferase activity.